Molecule: messenger RNA, 453 nt
Organism: Botrytis fragariae
Lineage: Eukaryota; Fungi; Ascomycota; Leotiomycetes; Helotiales; Sclerotiniaceae
Exons: 2
Coding region: 1-453 (150 amino acids)
Source: RefSeq, a predicted model, not a curated record
AUGUCCGACAAUGAUGUUGCCAGUUCUCAACCUCAAGCCAAUGGCGGUAUGAGCCAGGCUGAUGUUGAUUUCCUUAUGUGCUGUCUUCGCAAUACUACCGGUGGUUCUAUCCAGGUUUCGAACAAGGUCUCUUCCAUCAAGAAGAAGUUCGAUCUUCCUUUUGGUGCCUCUUCACGCACUGCUGAUGAGGUGGCUGGUGGCAAGGCUGGCAAAGGCGACGUCUCACCAAAGAAAGCAUCGGAUGCUAAUGGCACCAACGAGCCUGCUGUCCCAACCACCCCUUCCAAGAAUCGCGUUACCAAAGCCAAGGCUGCUCCCAAGCCCCGUGCCAAGAAGACGCCAGCAAAGAAAUCUGUCAAGAAAUUCGAGGAGUCUGACGAGGAGCUCUCCGAUGUCAAGGAUGAGGACAUGGAGGACGUGAAGGAGGAAACCAAGGAAGACGAUGAGGAGUAG